AUGUCCAGUCCACCAUCCAACGCAAGCGCAGCACCAUCCAGCGCAAGCGGCGGCACAGAGGGAGGUGCAGCGCCACCGCGUCGAUUCGCGAAUGCAGUGCACGCCGUCGAGCGUGUACUCAGCUUCCGCGGUCCAGCCUCCCAGUCCCCACAGCCCCAGCAGCAGCAGAAGGCGAGACCGAGUCUGGGACCGCUCCACCUCGACAUCGACAGGGCCAUACCGCUCGAUGCCUUCGGAAGCGACGAGUUCCCGCACAUCGACGACGAGCACCUCGAUGCCCUCUUCCCCGCGCCGCAGUUCGAAGGCGUCCGCAACAAUGUCCGCGCCGCCAUCGAGGAUAUGAAACUCAACUUCUCGCUCGACCCCAAGUUGCUCGCCAACGAGCGGUCCGAGACGAAUCAGGGCUACCACGCCAUUGCGCUGCUGCUCUCCAGGUUGCAGGUUCGCCCCGCCGACGGAGGAAUAGACGGACAACGUCCCGGGCAGCACGCGGGUGCGGCGGGAGAAGGCGAUGAGGGGUCGAGCAAGGAUCGAGACGGCACCGUUGCCUCUUCAUCGCGCCACCGGGUUGGCGGCGGCAACACGACGGCGCCGCCACCGCGCAGUUUCGAGACGCACGACCUGCUCAAGGCCAUCGACCGCAAGGACACCGAGACGAUCCUGGCGAUCCGCGAUGCCAAUUUCGACCUGCUCCUCGACCUCUCGUACGGCGGGAGCACGGGCAAGACGUCGUCGGCGGCCGCCCAGGCGGGCGGCACGUCCAACACGCCGCUCGGCUACGCCAUCGGACUCGGAAAGGGCUGGGAGGGCAUCUCGAUCGUCCUCGUCGGCGCCCUGUCCAAGUUUGUAAACACGCUCCCGGACGACGACGACGACGACGACGGCGCCAACGUCGUCGUACAGCCGCCCGCCCUGGCGCCCGGAGAGGGGUUGAAUGCGAGGCACAAGAGGAGGCCGGCCAAGGUCGAGCUCGACCCGCACACCCUCAUGCGCCUGCGCAAGGUGCGCGUCAACCUCAAGCUCGCCAUCGACCACAGCAUCUUCACCGACCAGACCAGGCUGCUGGCCAGCUACAUGCAGGUGCUCGUCAUGUCCGAAGGGAGCCAGUUCCUCUACGCGUCGAUUUCGACGGUGCAACACAGCCUGCUCAACCCGGCGGGCGGCGACGCAGUGGGGCAGGCGCGCUCCGCCGUGCUCCAGUUUGUCACCGAUGCGCUGCGACACAAGACCGACCGGGUGGCGGCGGUCAAGGACUACGUGUCGAACGCGACGGGCGACCUGGUCCUCAUGGCGCUGUGGGACCUCGUCAAGCUCAGCCCUGUCGAGAUGCAGGCCUAUAACCCCGACGGCGGCGGCGGCGAGGUCGAGGACCUGGGCAGACUGCUGCCCCUCUUCUACUUUGCUCGCGACGACCGGGUCACGGCGGCGUUUGUGGAGCGGACGACGAGGCUGGACAAGCUCCUGGACGGCGUCGAGGCGGGGCAGAGGGUUAGGGCAAAGAGGAACGCGUCCGCCUGGAAGCUGGCCCGCUCGAUUGUCGAGGCGCUCCAGGAGGGGUCGAGGCGCAAGUCGGCCGACGAGCGUAUGCAGGUGAUCCGAUCAAAGCUGGAGCGGAGGGCCGGCUAG
Pseudozyma flocculosa PF-1 is the source of this 1626-nucleotide messenger RNA. RefSeq lists its product as uncharacterized. Lineage: Eukaryota; Fungi; Basidiomycota; Ustilaginomycetes; Ustilaginales; Ustilaginaceae. The transcript has 3 exons. The coding region runs from base 1 to 1626 and encodes 541 amino acids. The record is from RefSeq and is a predicted model, not a curated record.